Aspergillus caelatus is the source of this 1395-nucleotide messenger RNA. Its product is annotated as NAD(P)/FAD-dependent oxidoreductase. Gene Ontology annotation, molecular function: (S)-2-hydroxy-acid oxidase activity; (S)-2-hydroxyglutarate dehydrogenase activity. Gene Ontology annotation, cellular component: mitochondrion. The coding region runs from base 1 to 1395 and encodes 464 amino acids. The record is from RefSeq and is a predicted model, not a curated record. NCBI's taxonomy places the organism in Eukaryota, Fungi, Ascomycota, Eurotiomycetes, Eurotiales, Aspergillaceae. The transcript has 2 exons.
AUGAUAUACGAUCUAUGCGCGCAGAACGGCCUCCCUCACCGCAACACCAAGAAAUGGAUCGUAGCGCAAACGGAAGAGCAAUGGGCUGCAGCAUUAAAGACCCACGAGCACGCACAGAGAAUAGGCGUACCGACACGGCUCAUCGGUCGCGCAGAGGCUCAGGCUCUCGAACCGGAGGUCCAGGCUCUCGCGGGCAUUGUCGAGAGUCCGACUACGGGGAUUGUAGACAGCCACUCGCUGAUGACCUAUCUGCAGGGCGACUUCGAGGACCGCGGCGGCGACUGUGCGUUUCUCACAAAUGUAACGGGCAUCGAGGCGUUGAAUGGAGGAAAGAACGGAUACCGGAUCACGGCUGUGACGAGCGACGGUACAGAGACGUCUAUUACCGCUGAGACGCUGGUCAACAGCGCCGGGAACUACGCUUGCCAUAUCAAUAACAUGAUCCUCCCACCCGAACGACACCGUACCCCAUACUACGCCAAGGGAACGUACUUCUCGUACGCGGCGUCGUUCCCGAAAACCUCCGUGCUGGUCUAUCCAGUCACGCUGCCCGGCCUCGGCGGCCUGGGCACCCAUCUGACUCUAGACCUCGGCGGCCGCCUACGAUUCGGCCCCGACGUGGAAUGGGUGGACGAUCCGAAUGACCUCAUGCCCAGUCCCGCCCGGCUGCAGCAGGCGCUUCCGGAGAUCAAGGCCUAUUUACCCAACGUGGACCCCGAGGCAAUCAGUCUAGACUACUGUGGGAUCCGACCCAAGCUGGGACGCGGUGGGGCCGUGAACACAGGUAAAGGGUUCCAGGAUUUCAUCAUCCAGGAAGAGGAAGGCUUCCCUGGGUUCAUUAACCUACUAGGAAUUGAGAGUCCAGGGUUGACGAGUUCGUUGGCAAUCGGGGAAAUGGUGGAGGGCCUUCUAUGUUGGGAUUGGAUUGUUACAAAUGGUAACUGCCAUUACGCCAAGAACCGUUCAACAUUCCGAAACUACCGACGAGCGCCGGGCAAGAUCGGCGGCUCACGGGUCCUCGGUGUAGGGAGCGUCGAAUUGCGUGUUCGACGACGUUCGGGAGAUGGUGAGAUCAACACACUUGUGCUAGAUAAUGUGCUGCAUAUGCCGAACGCGCGAUGCAAUGGUCUGAGUCUGCCGAAAUACCGUGAAACACACCCGUUCACGGGGGUAGAUGGCGAAGGUGACCAUGUCGAAGCGCGGAGUGACGAUGGGUCGGAGCCGGAGUGGUAUGCAGAAGGGUACCAUGGUCUAUCAAGAGUUGUGCUUGCGGGUGAGCCACAAGGAGAUUCAUAUUUGAGCGACGAUGAACAUUAUAUGCUUUCUGUGAUGGCUUCAAAUGAAGAGAUGGACAAACUUUGGCAGAGGGUUGCGAAUCGGAGUUGGGUGGCCUAG